AUGGCCUCUUCUUCAAUUGCAUCCAUUCAGAAAAGCUUUACAUAUGGUGUAUUUUUGAGUUUUAGAGGGGAAGACACACGCACCAAUUUCAUCGAUCAUCUUUAUAAUGCUCUUCAGCAGCAAGGCAUUUAUACUUACAAGGAUGACGAGGCAAUUAGAAAAGGGAAAAGGAUCAGUGAUGAGCUCAUCAGUUCCAUUAAAGACUCAAAAUUCUAUAUCAUUGUUUUCUCCAAGACCUAUGCAUCUUCAGCUUGGUGCUUGGAUGAGCUUGCGAUGAUAAUGGAGUGUCACAAGACGACUGAGCAUACUGCAUACCCCAUCUUCUAUGAUGUGGAACCGACAGAGGUCCGGAAUCAAAGCGGGGCAGUCGGAAAAGCUUUUGCUAAACAUGAAACUGAUGAAGCUGCUGGGAAAUGGAAAGAGGUUCUAAAAGAAGCCGCAGAUCUGGCUGGAUGGGAGUUAAAAAACACUGCAAAUGGGCAUGAAGCCAAAUUCAUCAAAAAAAUUAUUGAAGAAAUUUCACUACAGUUACGUUCCAUUGAUUCCAACGCUGAUGAAAAACUAAUAGGCAUGGAGACGAGGGUAGAGGAUGUUGUAUCGUCUUUAGAAAUUGGUACCAAUGAUGUUCGUGUAAUCGGUAUCAAGGGAAUGGGCGGUGGUGGGAAGACAACUUUGGCCAGAGCGGUUUUUGAUCAAAUAUCCUUUCAGUUUGAAGCUAAAAGCUUCGUUGAGAAUGUUAGGGAAAAUUCAAACACUUCUUUGUCUGGCUUGAAAUCGUUGCAAAAUCAAGUCCUUAAAGAUGCCUUAUUUGAUCAAGGCAUCAAUGUGAGUAGUGUUCAUGAUGGGAAAAUCAUGAUGAAGAAGAAGAUGCGUAAUAAAAAGACUCUUCUUGUUCUAGAUGAUGUGGACCAUAUAGACCAGCUUGAGGCAUUAGCUGGUGAUCUUAAUUGGUUCAAACCGGGAAGUAGAAUUAUCAUUACAACAAGAGAUGAGCAGGUGCUCGUGGUACACCGGGUGACGUUGACUCUUUAUGUCAAUUUGUUAUCGAGCAAGGAAGCGAUUGGGCUCUUCAGUAGGCAUGCAUUUGGGGGAGAGAUUCCAAUUCAAGGGUAUGAAGAGCUGUCGGAACAAGUUGUACGGUAUGCUGCUGGUCUUCCCUUAACGAUAAAAGUUUUGGGUUCAUUUCUUUGUGGUAAAAAUAAGAGUGAAUGGAUAGAUGCAUUAGAAAGAUUAAAAACAAUUCCGUUAAAGGAAACUCUUCAGAAAUUGGAAUUAAGCUACAUCAGUUUAGAGGAAGAUUACAAAGAAAUAUUCCUAAAUAUUGCAUGCUUACUGAAAGGGUGGUCGAAAGACUUGGCAAUCGAAGCUCUUGAAAGUUGUGGAUUUCAUGCAACAAAUGGUUUAAGAGUUCUUGAGCAAAAAUGUCUCAUAAGUAUUAAUGAUUAUAAGUGUGUGGAGAUGCAUGACCAUAUUGUAGAAAUGGGCAGAAAUAUUGUUCGUCGUUUACACCCAGAUAAGCCUCAGAAACACAGCCGAUUGUGGAUUGAUGAUGAAAUUAAAGAUAUAUUGGCUAAUGACUUGGGUUCUAAAGCAACAAGAUAUAUAAUACAAGUCAGCUUAGAAGAUAUCAAUUUGGAAAUUGUUAUGAAAGGAAUUAGAAAAAUGAAAGAACUUAGAUUUCUUUAUGUCUGUGGGGAUGAUUUUCUGGAUGAAAAUGAAUGUGCGAAUGUCAGCCAAUAUUUACCAAACAGUUUACGAUAUCUGAGUUGGUAUAAAUACCCUUUCUGUUCUUUACCCGCAACAUUUCAAGCAAAUAAUCUUGUUGCCCUUAAGAUGGAUCGAAGCAAAAUAGUACAACUUUGGGAAGGGGGAGAAAGAAAGGUUCUUAACAAGCUCAAGAUUCUUGACCUCAGUUAUUCAGAGUUGACGACCCUUGAUCUUGGGUCUAGUCCAAAUCUCGAGGUGUUGUCUCUAAGAGGAUGUCGUGACUUGGUACAACUUCACACGCUCAAUGGAUGUCGAAAGCUCAAGUCCAUCGAACUCAGUGAUUCAAAGUUGAAGACAAUCGACCUUCACCCAGCUGUGAACCUCGAGCUCUUACAUCUUAAAUACUGCAAUGCUUUGGUAGAACUUGGCUUACCAAAUGGGUGUCUAAAGCUCAUAUCUAUUAACCUCAGUGGUUCUAAGUUGAAGACCAUUGAUCUUCAUUCAUGUGUGAAUCUCGAGUUGUUAGAUCUUAAACACUGCUGUGCCUUGGUAGAACUUCACAUGCCUGGUAAAUGUCUGAAUCUCAGAUCCCUGACACUCACUAAUUCAAAGUUGAGGACCCUGGACAUUGGGCGGACUCCGAAUCUGGAGGAUUUAGAUCUUAACAAUUCUUAUGAUUUGGAAGACCUUCACAUGGCCGAUAAAUGUCUAAAGCUCACAUCCCUCAACAUUAGUCAUUCAAAGUUGAAAACCCUUGACCUUGGGUUGACUCCAAAUCUGAAGAAGUUAGAUCUAAAAAAAUGUAAGAAUCUGGUACAACUUCAUGUUCCCAUUGGAUGUCUAGAAAAUCUUGUCUACUUGGACUUAAGUGGCUGUUUGAGGUAUACAUCUUUUCUGUUUGACAAAAGGAAUGUUGCUUCUAGUAGAAGGGAUGAAUCACUUGAGAUUGGUCCUUCAGCUGAGUCACAUCUGAUUGCCAAGUCCCUUGAAAGAUGUACACUUCACCCGGACAAUACUUUGCGACAGUUUCAGUUUGAAUGCUUUUACAUGGAUGAUCCCUCAGUGACUACUAAUCUUGAGAAGCUUAUUUCUGAAGGUCCGUGUACUUGCACAAACCUUAAGAUGUUUUCAGGAAGCAAUUGUGGGUUACGGGGUUUAAGAAAUCUUAAACUCAAAGGCUAUCUAGAGGCUCCCAAGGACCUUGACCAGGUAGAAAGUCUAGAAGAGCUAUGUUUUUCUAGGACAAAUAUGAAACAUCUUCCAGAUAGCAUUUGUACGUUGAAACAUCUGGAAAUUCUUCAACUUAAACAUUGUUGGAGUCUUCAGAAGUUACCUGAGGAUCUUGGCCAACUAGAAUGUUUAAAAAGUCUGACUUUGUCAUCUGCAAAGAUUAAACAUCUUCCAGAUAGCAUUUGUAUGUUGAAACAUCUGGUAUGUCUUGAGCUUCGUGCUUGUUCCUUUCUUGAGAAGUUGCCCAAGGAUCUUGGCCAGCUAGAAUGUUUAGAGAAGCUAUAUUUGUCGUAUGCAAAGAUCGAACAUCUUCCAGAUAGCAUCUGUAUGUUGAAACGUCUGAGAACACUGGCUCUUUUUCGUUGUUCUUCCCUUAAGACAUUACCAAUGGAUCUUGGCAAAUUAGAACGUCUGGUAGACCUAUAUCUGUCAUCCUCGAUCGUCAAACAUCUUCCGGAUACCAUUUGUAUGUUGAAAUAUCUGGAGUGUCUCAGACUUGAUGAUUGUAAAUUACUUGAGAAAUUACCGGAGGAUCUUGACCAAUUAGAACAUUUAACGUGGCUAGACCUAGGGAAGUGUACAGGCAUAAGUCGUCUUCCACAUGACAUUUGUUUGUUGAAAGGCCUAAGUAUUUCAGGAUCCAGAGACCUUCUUCAAUCUUCUGGUUUUACAUCCGAGAUAAAAAGCAUAUACUACAAUGAUACCUGCUUCGUAGAUCUGUGA
Lactuca saligna is the source of this 3660-nucleotide messenger RNA. The record is from the annotation of a GenBank genome assembly. Lineage: Eukaryota; Viridiplantae; Streptophyta; Magnoliopsida; Asterales; Asteraceae.